Fusarium pseudograminearum CS3096 is the source of this 1917-nucleotide messenger RNA. RefSeq lists its product as uncharacterized. The coding region runs from base 1 to 1917 and encodes 638 amino acids. The record is from RefSeq and is a predicted model, not a curated record. Gene Ontology annotation, biological process: transmembrane transport. The transcript has 3 exons. NCBI's taxonomy places the organism in Eukaryota, Fungi, Ascomycota, Sordariomycetes, Hypocreales, Nectriaceae. Gene Ontology annotation, cellular component: membrane. Gene Ontology annotation, molecular function: myo-inositol:proton symporter activity.
AUGGCUGAAGAGAUCGAAUAUGCGGACUUGGCCCCUACCAAUUCUACAAAAAAAUGCAUGAAAGACCAAGGUGAAGACAAAUUCCAAGAAGGAAUAACAAGAAUAGACACCAACGUCAACACGAAUACGGAGAUCAACUUCGAUGCAAAAAUCAAGAAUCCUCUCCAUGGAAUCCCACGAGACCAGCUCCUCUCCGACGUCGAAGAAUGGGCUCAAAGAAAGAACCUAACAGAACACAUCGCCCUCCUCAAAAAGGGCGCCCUCGUAGCUCAAAACCCGACCGGAGCAGCUCUUCUCGACGGCGAAUACACACUCACAGCAAAAGAACUACACCAUCUCGAGCGUGAAGCAACUCAUCGCUGGGAUCUACCACGCCGUCUUAUCCUCACCAUAAUAACAUGUUCCAUCGGCGCUGCGGUCCAAGGCUGGGAUCAAACCGGUUCCAACGGCGCAAAUAUCUUCUUCCCCAAAGUCUUUGGGAUAGGGAGUGAGAGCACGAAGGAUAAACUACUCGUUGGUCUUGUUAAUGCGGGACCGUAUCUUGGCUCUGCGUUUAUAGGAUGUUGGUUAUCUGAUCCUAUCAAUAACCUCUUGGGUCGCCGAGGAGUCAUUUUCGUCGCAGCGCACUUUUGCAUAUGGCCUACUAUCGGCUCUACAUUCUGUAAGACAUGGCAGCAAUUCCUCGCUUGUCGUAUCUUGAUGGGUAUUGGCAUGGGUGUAAAAGGUUCUACAGUUCCUAUAUACGCCGCCGAGAACGCACCAGCAUCUGUCCGCGGCGCACUCGUCAUGUCGUGGCAGAUGUGGACAGCCUUUGGCAUCUUCCUCGGAACCGCCUUCAACCUAGCCAUCUUCCAUCUCGAGGGCGGUAUAAACUGGCGUCUGAUGCUAGGCGCUCCCUUCAUUCCUGCCGUUCCCCUCAUGCUUCUCAUCUAUCUCUGCCCUGAGUCACCGCGCUGGUACAUGAAGAAGAACCGGUACCCGGAAGCCUGGAAAGCAAUGCUGAAACUUCGACAUGAUCCCAUCCAAGUUGCGCGGGACAUGUACUACAUCAGUUCCCAGCUCGAGAUCGAGGAGCACUUGGCUGGAAAGACGAACUAUGCUACGCGCUUUAUGCAGUUGUUUACAGUUCCGCGAGUCAGAAGGGCGACGCUUGCUGCGUUUACAGUCAUGAUUGCGCAGCAGAUGUGUGGUAUUAAUAUCAUCGCGUUCUAUUCUACUACUGUGUUUAAAGAGGCUGGUAUGUCUGACUUUAAAGCCAUGGUGGGUUCGUUUGGGUUUGGUCUUGUGAACUGGGUGUUUUCUUUUCCUGCGUUCUGGACCAUCGAUACAUUUGGUCGUCGAAGUUUGCUACUCUUCACAUUCCCCCAGAUGACAUGGACACUUCUUGCUGCUGGUCUCUGUACUCUCAUCUCCAAAGACACAGGCGAUCUUCGCACCGCUCUCGUAUGUCUCUUCGUCUUCCUCUUCGGAGCCUUUUACUCCCCAGGCGAAGGGCCCGUACCGUUCACAUACGCGGCCGAAGUCUUCCCUCUCUCCCAUCGCGAGACAGGAAUGGGAUUCGCAGUCGCAACUUGUUUCUUCUGGGCCAGUGUUCUCGGGAUAUCGUUCCCUUUUAUUCUCGACCGUCUGCAGACCGUUGGUGCAUUUGGAUUGUACGCAGGGUUUAACAUGGCUGCUUUCAUCAUGAUUUUAUUCUGGGUUCCCGAGACGAAGCAGCGUACCCUUGAGGAACUAGACUGGGUAUUUGCUGUGCCUACGGGCAAGUUUGCGUCGUAUCAGCUUCGAGUUGCGAUUCCAUAUUGGUUUAAGCGGUGGGUGCUUUGGAAGAAGGAUGUUACUAAGGAACCUCUUUAUGAGUUUGAGAUUGUUGGUGAUGCUGGGAACUCCAAUGUUAAGACGACUGAGGAGAGAGCUUGA